Sclerotinia borealis F-4128 is the source of this 1902-nucleotide messenger RNA. Lineage: Eukaryota; Fungi; Ascomycota; Leotiomycetes; Helotiales; Sclerotiniaceae. The record is from the annotation of a GenBank genome assembly.
AUGUUCCUCCCAUCUAAAUCCCUUUGGAGGGCUGGACCGCUGUCAGUCGUACACGUUCGACAACCUAGAACACUAUUGUACCAACAGUUUCAACAACUUCAACAACAGUCACGAGGCAAGUCUACAAUUCAACGUGGAAAACGCAUACAUAUUGUUGGUGCAAUUAAUUUACAGACGCUCAUUGCCAAUGCUCUCGCUCAAUCUGCAAAUACCAAAAAAAAUCCAAUAACUUUGAUGAUGUCCGAUAAUAGUCAUCUUCAGCAUUAUGUGGACCACAAGGGCGAGCUUAAAAUCAUCUCAGAUGGCGUUGCUAUCACUAUGAUAGGAGCUGUCGACAUAGAAGUUCUCCCUUUUCCAAUGGAAAGCUCUGUUCCUGAUUCAACAUAUCAUCCUACCAAAAUCUUGAAGUUCCAACGGCUAUUGCUGAAUACUGGUCCGGAUGGAGACGAUUCUUCAGUCGAUGAUCUCCCCUCGCUACCUGGAAAUGGACUCAUCCUUGGCGCGAAGAAGGAGCCGAUCAAAAUGGUACGACUGCCAAUCUCAGAUAUCAAAGUUUAUGAUCUAUCAUAUUUUGUCGAGUUGAACACAGCAUUAUGUGGCCCAGUAGUGGCAAACAUGGAUGUGGUUACAGAAGUCCGAGAAGAUAUCCGAGAAGCGCCUAGAGAGUCAGAUAUAAAGGCUGUGCCCGUGGACUACUUGGACAAAAUCAACACCGAACCUAUUGAUCAUUUGAUCUACGUCGAACGAUCUAGGAAUCUGAUUGACUUUUUUAGAAAUAUCAGACACAGACUCCACCCCGCUUCUUCAGUGAUGAUAAUUGGAAACAAUCCUGGCAUGGUGGAAGAUCUUUACGACCAAGUAUUCACCAAUGUUUCCACCCGACCAAAUUUCUUCGAAUGUACCAAUGGAAUGUUUAUGGGCGAAACGUCUUUGGAUGGAUUUUGGGAUUCGCCCCGCUCCGUUGGAUUACUCAGAGCACAACUCUCGGUGGGGCCACUUACACGAACUGAUGAUGAUGGUCAAACUCCAGGUCAGGUGGCGAAGAGAGAGAAAGAAAUUAAGUAUCUUGUUAAAAGGGUGGUGGACGCAUCUACACUUAACGCGGUGGAGAUUUCCAGGGAUAUAUUAGAAAGAUAUAAACUCAAGAAACUGGUUGCCCGAUCUGUCAUAUAUCCUCUCACGGUUGCGUUCAAUUGUAUGAUGGGUGAAAUAAUCUCAACCGAAGAACGAGUUGCAGACGCCAGACUCUUAUUUGAGGAAGCUUGUUCAGUUGUGAAAAGAAUCGACCAAACAUUAAACCAUCAGAUUCUGGUGGAAAACUUAUUAUGGCAAAUAGUCAGAUCACCAAACACACAUCCUAUUAUGUGGAAGUGUGUCCAGCUAGGUUGGGACACGAACAUUGACGUGGACAACGGUUGGAUUAUAAAGUAUGGAAAGGGCGAGACUCCCACGCAUGUCAAGUACGCCAAAAUUGUCAAGGACAUGGCAAGUAAAUCGGCAAUGGCUAUUGCAGCUGAGAGAGAAGAGACAGCGAAAGCGAACGCGCGAUUUAAAGCAGCACAAGAGAAAGCCGCAAGUAGACAUGAGGCUAUAGAGAAGAGACUCGAAUAUCUAGAUACCAGGGAUAUUAUCGGACCAGCUUUUAAAAGGUUGUCCCUUGGGACAAAGGUCGAAGCUCCAUUGUUUGACCCAGCUAGUACAUACUAUAAAAGCAGACAUCCUACAGUGGCUUCGAGCCAUUGGGAAACGUCAGAAGCUUCCCGUAACAAUGGGCUGAGAGAAAAUGAGGGCAAUCCGUCUAGCCAUAUUAAGAGAAGUGGAAAUGAUGAUGUCAAGAAAGCUAGUGAGUUGGUUGUAGACGAGAAGAAAAGCGGAGGUGGUGCGGACGAAGCACAAGCAUAG